CUGUCAGUGCGCAGAGUCCGCUCCGCACAGGCGCAGAGCGCAGCUCGGCACCGGAGAAGCCCAAACGCAGGGAAAGCUAAAAAGAAUACACCCAAACACGGCGAUCUCCCCAACGGAGACCCGAUCGAGAAACGGGCUUCUUCUCACCCACGUGGGAAGAAGGAAAACUCCCCGGAGAUGCUGCAGGAGAAGGCUUCAGCUGGAGCGGAUGAACAUAUGAGCCGGGCCCAGACAGACGGAGAGACGGAUCUCCUUCCAGACCAGUCCCAGCUCGGCCUCUCCCAAAGUCCCACUGUAUCCGGCUCCAGUGGGCCUGAGCAGAACAUUGAGAACAUUAAAGUUGUUCUUCAUGAGAGGGAGCUGUGGAAGAGGUUCCAUGAAGCCGGCACAGAGAUGAUCAUCACCAAAGCAGGGAGGAGGAUGUUUCCAAGCUACAAGGUGAAGGUGACCGGGAUGAACCCCAAGACCAAAUACAUCCUUCUAAUUGACAUCGUCCCAGCUGAUGACCACCGCUACAAAUUCUGCGAUAACAAGUGGAUGGUGGCCGGUAAAGCUGAGCCAGCUAUGCCAGGUCGACUCUACGUACAUCCGGAUUCCCCUGCUGCCGGAGCUCAUUGGAUGAGGCAACUGAUAUCGUUUCAGAAGCUGAAACUCACAAACAAUCACCUGGACCCAUUUGGGCAUAUCAUUCUCAACUCCAUGCACAAGUACCAGCCCAGGCUUCACAUUGUUAAAGCCGACGAAAACAACGCCUUUGGAUCCAAGAAUACUGCCUACUGUACUCAUGUCUUUCAUGAAACCGCCUUCAUUUCAGUAACCUCCUAUCAAAACCAUAAGAUAACUCAACUGAAGAUUGAAAACAAUCCCUUUGCCAAAGGAUUCCGCGGCAGUGAAGAAGGAGACCUGCGUGUUUCAAGACUACAGGGGAAAGAAUAUCCAGUCAUAUCAAAGAGCAUGGUUCGCCAGAGGAUCAUUUCCUCACACAGUCACCUUGCGGGGAAACUUCGAGCCGGGGUGUUCACGGGACACCCGCAAGUCCUUUCCUCCUACCAGUACGAGACUGGGGUUCCCUUGUCGAACUCAGAAUCCCAGGAUUCCGUGUCGAACAGCUUCCCUCAGAGCAGAGAUCCCAGCCUCAUGUAUCACUGCUUCAAACACAGAGAUAACACCAGACACUUGGAGCUUGGAUGUAAGCGACCGUAUCUGGACUCGUCAUCCGUGGUGUCCGAGGAACAUUACUUUCAUUCACCCGCGUCAUACGAGUCGCCCCUUCUGUCUCAUCCAUAUUGCACCGAGGCCUCCAGAGAAGCUUGCAUGUACAGUAGCAUAGAGGCAGAGUCUGGAGCAGGGGCGGUGGACGCGGACGACUUGACAAACUCUCCUUCGGUCAACUGCAACAUGUGGGCGACGGUGCAGCCCUUCACCCGUUACAGCGUCGACGGCGUUCCCUACCAGCCCUUCGCCGCCCAUUUCACCAGCUCUGCCCCCGUCACCCCCAUGGUGUCGCACGCGGCAUCGUCGAUCGUGUCCCGGCCUCAGGCCGACCUGGGUGUCUACAAUUCAGCGACGGUACAGAGGGGUCUGCCCGUCAUACCAAUGUCGCCCUCCUCCUCAUCCGGCUCCUCGGCCGUUCCUAUCUCCAGACAUAGGUUAGAUCAUCCAUCACUGUACAACAAGAGGCCGGGGUCACCGCUUCGGCCCGAGAGACAUUUCUCCGCCUAUUCCACACCAGGCGCUAUAUCCAUCAGAGAUACGUCCUAUCAGUACCAAGUGGGGCUGGGAAGCACAGGGAGUCACUGGACUGACAGCUAAUUGGGGUGAAGACAUUUUUUUUUUCUUUUUGACAAAUGUGCAUUUUUCAAAUUAUUCAAAGUUUUCGAAAAUUCCAAGGGCUGUAAACGCGAAUCAGUGCUGAUGAACCACGGCCACUGCCAGAAUGCAUCCCAAAUACAUCCACUGCCGUAAAGUCUGAUCGAGUUACUGAUCCACGGAACGUGUGUGGUGAAAAAAGUCGAUGACUACAUCGCUCAUUGUAGCAUUGAGCAGCAAGUGAAGAAUGUCCGAAUGAUCGGCAAGUUGGCACACACAAGAGCAGCUGCACUUUGAUUGGUUAACCUGAAGUAAAAGCAGGAGGAAAAAAGGAGAGGCGACGAUAGAAAAAUGUUACAGCACUUAAAAAAACAUUCAAUAAGUCUCGAAUGGUAAAGCUUAUGUCAGUAUUCCAUUCAUCAGUUUCAACACUGAGCGAGUUCAAAGAAAGAAACCGAGUAUUUUAUUAUUUUUCUUAUUGACGAUGAAUUGCCUUAACGGGGAAAAAGCACACCAGUUAUUUCCACGUGUCCCUCUGAAUGGCCCCUUUAAUGCCACGAUGUGUCUUGUCUGGCAGAUAAGCUCUGUGCCAACUGUUGCAAAUUAUUAUAGCAGCCCAGUCUUGUAAUGAACUUUUAACAAGUGUACUUGUCCACAUACUCAAAAUGCUGUAGCGUUACAAUAAAGGUGCAAAAAUUGUGAUGAUUACAUGUUUUAUUGGUUUUUGCUUUCUGUAGGGUAGGGUCUAGCAAAAUUAGCCUAUGUUUUAUCUAAGCUCAACUGACAUGUCCAAAAGUAAAAUGUUGCAAAAGAGUUUUGAUGAAUGUAACUCAAACCUGCUUCCACUACUCCAUCCUUUCUCUCCAAGGGGUUCUGAAACUGCAAUAGCCAUGCAUUUGUGACAGUUAAGCGUAGUGGAAAAGAAAGUAUGUUCAAAUGUGCAAUGGAAGAAACAAACAUUCCCUGUGUUCUACACUUACUUUAAGCAAGAUCUGUUACAACUGACGGACCAAAGUGAACACUUUGGGUUCCGGCAGCAGGAUGGUGCGUACAGUAUUUACAAAAAAAAAGACUGAUAAGAAUACAUAAUACAGAUACAUAUGUAUUGUGUUUACAAAUGGUGUCAUUGGGUGGUGAAAACGAUUAGAAACCUAUUGUUUUAAUGGACCUUAUUAAAGCAUUUGUUGA
Menidia menidia (Atlantic silverside) is the source of this 2997-nucleotide messenger RNA. The record is from the annotation of a GenBank genome assembly. NCBI's taxonomy places the organism in Eukaryota, Metazoa, Chordata, Actinopteri, Atheriniformes, Atherinopsidae.